AUGGGUAAAAAAAACUCGAGAUUGUUGAAUAGGAUAUAUCAAAAACCAUUGCCGAUUGAUGUGGCUGUACAUUGUGCUGUUGUCUUAACUAAUCCGAUAUCAUGGUUGCGAUAUGUGUGGAAUUUGCUCCAUGUUAACUAUUUGAGUAAAGUGGCUACUUACAAGAUUAAUGUCAUUUACGAGAAUGGCAUUUUCAAAGUGGUUGAUUCUGACUCUAUGGUUAAGUUAUGGAGGGAAGGAUUUUUUGGCAAAGGUGUGUUGUCAAGGUCAGAACCAACAUGGCAUGCUAGAACAGUGACAAGACUCAAUGUUGUAGUAGCUAAUGAUGAUGAUGACGAUGGAAAGCCGAGUAAUGGUAAUGUCGCCAUGGAAGAUAUCACAAAGAGUCGAAGACAUGAAAGGAUUGAGUUUAAAAGACAACGACAAAGAUUGCAAGAUUUGCAAUUGAAGCAAAGGAAAGGUUCGAUUAGCAAUGACGAAGUUGUUGAAAUGGCCAAAUUGGAUGAACAAUUGGUUGAGUUUAGGAAAAAGGAUUAUAUCAAUGUUGAAGAAGAGACUGAAGUUGAACUAAGAAAAGAAGAUGCUGAUAUUAUUGGCAAUGAAAACGGGCUUGUUAUCCAAUUGGAGUAUAUGCAACUACAAGCUGUAGAGGUGUUUUUCUUGCAAUUUGCAUUUAAUAAUAUCAAUAUCAAUAACUUGACUUUGAGGCAAUUGUUUAUGCAAUGCUGUCAGCUACAUUGUUCUACACCCACGAUAUUUGCCAAUAACAGGUUCAUCAUCAAUUAUAUUGUGUAUCACUAUUUUCGAUCAAAAGGGUGGUGUGUAAGAUCAGGCAUCAAGUUUGGCACUGAUUAUUUAUUGUAUAAACGAGGUCCGCCAUUUUCACAUGCCGAAUUUUGCGUGCUGGUUAUGCAAGAUGAAGAUGAUUAUACAGCAGAUGUGUCAGCAUAUGAUUGGUUACAAAUAUGCGCUAAAGCUAGAGUCAUUGGUAGUGUGAAGAAGAAUUUUGUUCAAGUUUAUGUUGAGGCUCCACUGCAAAUCGAAUUUGAUGAGAUAUGGACAUCCAGUGGUGAUGAAGUAGAUGAAGGGUUAAUGUUUAAGCAAUUGUUGAGCAAGUAUAGAGUAUCUGAAGUAUUGUACAAGAGAUGGAAUCCUAGCCGGACUAGAGAUUAA
Lodderomyces parapsilosis is the source of this 1173-nucleotide messenger RNA. It is a transcript of the gene SEN2, whose product is annotated as tRNA splicing endonuclease subunit. Gene Ontology annotation, biological process: tRNA-type intron splice site recognition and cleavage; tRNA splicing, via endonucleolytic cleavage and ligation. Bases 1 to 1173 code for a protein of 390 amino acids. The record is from RefSeq and is a predicted model, not a curated record. NCBI's taxonomy places the organism in Eukaryota, Fungi, Ascomycota, Pichiomycetes, Serinales, Debaryomycetaceae. The transcript has a single exon. Gene Ontology annotation, cellular component: tRNA-intron endonuclease complex. Gene Ontology annotation, molecular function: nucleic acid binding; tRNA-intron lyase activity.